Messenger RNA from Boleophthalmus pectinirostris (great blue-spotted mudskipper), 2056 nucleotides. It is a transcript of the gene ptgis, whose product is annotated as prostaglandin I2 (prostacyclin) synthase. The transcript is spliced from 10 exons. The record is from RefSeq and is a predicted model, not a curated record. Lineage: Eukaryota; Metazoa; Chordata; Actinopteri; Gobiiformes; Gobiidae. Gene Ontology annotation, molecular function: oxidoreductase activity, acting on paired donors, with incorporation or reduction of molecular oxygen; monooxygenase activity; prostaglandin-I synthase activity. Gene Ontology annotation, biological process: prostaglandin biosynthetic process. Bases 483 to 1937 code for a protein of 484 amino acids.
GUAUCACUGUCUCUGUAGAUCAUCAUCUUACGUAUUACUUUUAGAUGAAUUCAUUAGAUACUGAUACUGAUACUCAUUCCACUGUAAUCUGAUAAAUAUAGACAUAUCUAAAAGUGAUUCAUGUUUCUUUCACAGGUCAUGGUUUCUAUUAACCUCAUGUUGCGUCAGCUGUCAGUUUUGACUCAGCCUUAAAAUAAACCUGCCCACACAUUUUUUAAAUAUUUCUGCGUAAUGAAAUUAUGAAAUACAGUCGUUUAUUAGAAAUUAUUAAUUGUUUUGUGAAUGCUCUCUUUAGAAGGUUAAUGUCAUUAUGGUGUCUACUGCGGUAAUGCUGGUUUCUCUGUUGUGCAAGACCAGAGUGUUUUAGCCACACCUUUCCCCGCCUCCUGACAUGGGACUUUUGCAGGGGAAGCAACUCUUUAAAAGCACUUCACCUUCACCAUGUGAGGCUCAUUGUGAGAAAGUGCUAGGCUACAGGAACUAUGGUAUGGACAAUUUUGGCAGUGCUCAGUGGUCUGUUUAUACUUUUUCUCCUGUACUCUAACCGCACAAGGAGGAGAAAUGAGCCACCUCUGGACAAAGGGCGCAUACCUUGGUUGGGACAUGCCCUGGAGUUUGGAAAAGAUGCUGCAAAGUUCUUGGCACGGAUGAAAAAGAAGCAUGGAGACAUAUUUACAGUGCGUGUUGCUGGAAUGUACUUGACGGUGCUGUUAGAUCCUCACUCGUUUGACUCUGUGCUGAAUGACGUGGGCUCACUGGAGGUGGGAAACAGCCGAAACAAACUACUGGGGCGGAUCUUUGGCCUGCAGCUAAAUGGCAUUAAGGACAGUGACGAGAGGAAAUGGAUGGAAAAGCAUUUUCACACAGGAGGGCUGACCCAACUUUGCCCGAAGAUGAAAGCAAACAUGCAAAAUCUACUGAUGAAUGAUUUCAGUGACAUCAGUGACUGGAGACAAGACGGACUCUUCAGCCUCUGUUAUAGCUUGCUUUUUAGAGCGGGCUAUCUAACGUUAUUUGGCAGUGAAGGCAAUGCCUCUGCUGUGUAUAAGGAGUUCCGCAAGUUUGAUGAUCGUCUCACCAAACUGGCUCGUAAAUCGCUCAAGCGCAAUGAAACGCAGUUGUUCACUUCAGCCCGAGAGAAACUGUGGGACCUGCUGUCUCCGAAAUGUCUUGAAUCGAAGCCCAAACCCUGGCAGCAGGACUAUAUUGAUUUUCUAAAAAAAGAGGGCGUGGACGUUGAGAUGCAAACUAGAGCAUUACUGUUGCAACUUUGGACCACACAGUGUAAUGCCGGACCUGCUGCCUUUUGGCUCCUUGCCUUUCUGCUCACUCACCCCGAGGCCAUGGAGGCAGUGAAAUCAGAGCUCACCCGUCUAACUCCACAGGACAGCCCCCUGCAAUCGCCCCCCCUCCAAGAGCCAAGAGCGUACACCACCACACCUGUGUUUGACAGCGCUCUCAGUGAAACCCUAAGGCUCACAGCAGCUGUAAUGAUCAACAGAGACGUGGUCCAGGACAAGAUCGUGCCCAUGGCCGACGGGAGCGAAUACCUCCUCCGAAAAGGGGACAAAGUCUGUCUCUUUCCAUUCCUCAGCCCUCAGAUGAACGCAGAGGUCCACCAGCAACCACAGAUGUUCAAGUAUGACCGCUUCCUAAAUGAGGAUAUGACGGUGAAGAGGACAUUUUACAAAGAUGGGAGACUGCUGAAGCACUACAGCAUGCCGUGGGGAGCAGGAGGAAACAUGUGUGUGGGGAAAGAGUUUGCUGUCUUCACCAUCAAACAGUUUGUGUUCCUGGUCCUGACACAUCUGGAUGUAGAGUUGUGUGAGCCAGGGGCCCGACUCCCCCCAGUGGACCCCAGUCGCUACGGCUUUGGGAUGCUUCAGCCCCAUGGAGACCUGCAGGUGCGCUGCAGGCUGAGGAGAACACAGCACUGAGUAUGAAAGAAGAGGGUUUAUUUAAUAUUGUGUAACAUAUAUUGUAUGUAUAAUUGUGUGGUUAUAUUUAUCUUGCACUUGACUCUGGCUCUUUUUUACUGAAUAAAAUGGCAAACCUC